Molecule: messenger RNA, 1689 nt
Organism: Fibroporia radiculosa
Lineage: Eukaryota; Fungi; Basidiomycota; Agaricomycetes; Polyporales; Fibroporiaceae
Exons: 3
Coding region: 1-1689 (562 amino acids)
Source: RefSeq, a predicted model, not a curated record
AUGGAUAUCGCCUUCGACACCACCUGGUGUCCUGUCUGCAGCAGGCAAAUCCUCCCCAAGCGCUACUACGUCCCCAUCGUCCCGCCCUCGCAGGCCCCCGCCGUGCCUCCCAGUUCUCCCACUUCUGACUCAAACACCCAGGAGAACGCACAAGCAACGCGCUUUGUUCGCACCAAGACCGGCACCAUCCGCGCCAGGGGCGGUGGCGGGCUCGUGCACGGCACAGGUCGUGUGCGGCCCAACGGCGCUAUCAAGCGCAGUGACACCGUCAAGGAGCCUAAAAAGGCCACUUCCCCACCCCCUGCUGUCGACAUGGAGCCCUCUCUAGUCCGACCCGCGGGUCAGGUCCGCCAUCGCACCAUCAUCGACCAAUCGCCCGUUCCCCUCUACUGCUCCGAUGAGUGCCGCCUGGCGGAUCUCCAAUCCUCGUACGGCAGCAUCUCUAUCGACUACAACCCGGAACGGUGUAUUUCCCCACCACUACCCCCGGUUCCGCACAACUCGUACUCAGACAUCUCUGGCCCCGAGGAGAGCGAUUCGGGAAGUGGCGCAUCCUACGAGUCAUGUUCCUCCAUUGCUUCUUCUCCCGGCGUCAAGUCCCAGGCCCCGACGGGUCGCAUACCCAAGGGGUACGCGGCUCUCGCGCGGCUGUACGACGAUCUCCCCCCGCCGCCCCCUGCACCACCAGCCAUGUGCCGUCCGACCAACGAUUCGGACGUGUCUGUGAACGACUAUCAAUCUGGUGUGAUGAUGGCCGCUCGCCGCAUCAAGGCAACGCUAUGCCAAGAGCCGCCGAAGAAGGACAUGUACGGCGCGACGCAAGUCAGGGAGCGCAAGCCCAUCCCCGGCUGGACAGAUGGCUCGCAUGCGUGGCGCGCUAGUGUCUACAACCUCACCGCUCCCCACGACUUUACCAAGUCAGCAGACACGGAGCGUGCGAAGGAUGCCUACAAAGGCUUCGCAGCAAGCUCUCACCGUUCACGCAGUGGCGUGUACUCGACGCUGAGCGACAUCCCGCCUACUGUCGACACUACCCCUGCCUCCUCGUCCGCUGCGUCCCUGCCGACGGUAGCCAUGGGUUCCCGCUCCCGCUCUGCCGCUGAGGAGCUGAGCAAGUAUCCACUGUUUACGCGUCGUGCGGACUCCCGCAACUCCUUUACGGGUAGCUCGGCAAUGGGACUCUCCACCUCACCCACUGGCUCCACACGCUCCCUGCCGGUGUCAACCGCCCCGAGACGCAAGGAGUUCUCGCUGGUGAAGCCCGGUGCAGAGGGUCGGUUACUCGUCCCUGACGUGAAGAUGACGCGCACGCCGUCGAACCUUACCGUCUCGAGCGAGGCAAGCUCGAGCUGGGGUAGCGGCAAUGUGAGCGGCUACUACGGUGGGGUGGGCCGGAAGCGGAGUCCGCUCAGCCGGCAGAACAGCGAUGCGAGCAUGGAGAGCGCAGACAGCGUGUCCACCGAGGAGCAGUGGCCGCAGCCGAGCAGCCAGGGACAGCAGACGCGUGGUUGGAGUUAUUCGGAUGACACGAUGACAUUCCCCAUCCUACAGCUUCCACGGAAGAAGGAGAAGCGGAUGGUGCGAAGAAUCGUGGACGGGGAGGAGCGGGACGUCGAGGAGGAGGUCGAAAUUAUCGAGCCUCUGAAGCGUCUGUUCCUCUUCCCUGCCGCGCAGGAGCGGCGCCGCUAA